AACUGCUCAAUCAGUCGCCGAUAUAUCGCCGCGCUGGCCGCAUUAACAUUCGAGAAACUCCGCUUUUCCGACGCUUUUCUACGUGGGCCAGCUUAAAACAAAAGUCGCCUGCGCAGCCGGCGCGCCUUUAAAGUUUGUGUGUGUGAAAAAAGAGUUAAAUAUUGCAAAGUGUUAAGUAAUCAGAGUAAAAUUAGUGUAAAAGUGCAUUAUUUGUUGAGAAAUUCCAAGGCAAAAAGUUCUAAAAGUUAACUCCCAGAAAUGCACACACGCAUACCAAUGUAAACGAAAAGUUAAAGCGACGAUCAUUCAUUACUUCUUCUUCUUCUCUUUGCGACGUGUUUCGCUUACCUGUCAAAACGCGUGUGUAUUUGUGUGCUCCAUCGCGUCCUCUCACUCGCUCUCUCUCGAUUUGCACAUGCAAAAAGACAGCAGCAGCAGCAAAAACAACAACUCCUCUUAAGAGCUUUCAAGUCGAAGUUCUUAACGUCGACGUCGGCAGAGCCAGCAGGCAGCGCAGCAGCAGCGAACAACUCGUACAGAUAGGGUAAUAUCCCACCCAUAACGAAUCCCUGAGUCAUGGACUGUGGCAGAAGAAAAAUAAGAGUUUGCCUAAUUGAAAUGGAUUUAUAAAAUUUGUUAGAACUCGUUGGAUCUCAAUUGCAUUGUUAUCGUAAUGCUGUACAGUAAAACAUGGCAAAGUCGACACUUUAUGCUGCUGGGGUGACCUGUCUGGGCUUUGUUUGUUUCGCCUUGGCAUCUGUGGCCAUUGGCAUACCCAUCUGGGGUUACUACGAUAGUCCAUCGGGCGGCUAUGACUUCGAUCGAGGUUAUUUCGGACCGUUUAAGGUCUGCAAGCAAUUGACGUACAAUCGCGAGAAAUGCGGCAACGAUGUAUCAAAGUUUAGGUUAAACAAUGCAGUUUUUGUCAGUGGACUCUUGGCCAUUGGCAGCUCAGCCGCGCUGGGCAUCUUCUGCAUUCUGUCGGUCAUUCAACACGCGAUGAUCUCAUCCAGGGAGAAGGUGGUAAUGCCCUACACAAGUCUAGUGAUAGUGAAGUUAAUGUUAGCAUUGCUGGGAGGGGUUCUGGCCAUCAUAGCGACGGUUUUGUUUGCUCUGCAAAUUGAUGAGCAGGAGCGCUUUGGCUUCAAGAUAUCAAGGGGCAUUUCCUUCUACAUACAGAUUGUGGCGAUUGUGUUGACCAUUGCACUUUUUGUGGCCGCCCUGUACGAUGUGAUCUAUUCGCGCAGUCCAGGUGGAGAUCCCACAAUGGCGCUGGAUGCCUCAUCUCCGGGCAGUGCCACCACCUUUAACAACCCGGGCUUCAAGGAGCCGCGCAGUCGCAACGGCGUCUCAGUGACGGACGCCUCCGGUAAACCGUACAGCGGGAUCCGGAAUGGAGCGGGAACAGCGGGCAGUGUGGCCUCCAUGAGCACCACGGUGACCAGCGUCUCCAAUGGCUCCACCCUCGACUCGGUGACACGUUCGCCACUGCGAUCGAGUCUGAAAAAGCCAAGACCCCGGCCGGAUCCAACGUUGGGCAUUCAAAAUCCCGGCUAUUCCGGUUCGGGAAGUUCGCCACCAAUGAGGCGCAAUGGCAGCGUUAAGAAGGUUAGGAUUCAGACGCACAGCACCGAGGUGUAAGAUGGUUUCAACCAUUUAGAUUUAAGACCUUCAACAAGCAGCAAACAAAAGAAAAACAAAAGAAUAAAAAUUAUCAAAGACUGUGUACAGUAGCAAAAAAAAAAGACACAAAGAAAAGUUAAGAUGAGUAACUUUAGUAGGUGUCUCUCAUUAAUUAAUUGAUAAUUUCCCAAUGCAAAUUGAAAAUUCAUUUUCAUUUGUCUUCCAAGAAGGAUGCAUAUUGUUCAUUUGGCCAAGACCAAAAUUUCUGUAAGCAACGGUUUCCGUCCACGGGCAAGGCAAGAGUAUUUAAUUCGAAAUGAAUUUCCCAGAAGUAUUUGAUUUUCUAUAUACCUCCCUUAAGUGCCCUUAAGACCACGCCCCAGUCCCCAGCACUUUGGAAAGCAUUAUCCUCGAAAACACUGGAAUACCAAUCUACAUAUAAUUAAUUUGCAAUAUUCUUAUUUAACGACAAACAAAUAAACGUAAGCAUUAUAAAGCAACAUUUGUAAUAUAUAUAAAAAAUCAGAACGACACAAAUUGUUAUUUUUAAUUAAGUUUAAGUCAAGGCGUCAUGAGCGAGUUUCAAAUAGAUUUGAUAAUUGUAUGUUAUUGUUAGAAAUACUUUAAACCGAAAGCGUUAAUUAAACUAAUGGAAAGAAUAUAGCUGUUGCGCUAAGAUUUCACUAUUAAAGACACUUAGAUUAAUUGCUAAGCUUGUUUGUUUAGUUUUUUGUAAUUUAAUUGGAAAAUGUGUUUCAUGUUUUUCUCUGUAAGCUAAGGAAAUACUAAAUAAAAGCAGAGAAUAAACAUAAA
Drosophila eugracilis is the source of this 2436-nucleotide messenger RNA. RefSeq lists its product as uncharacterized. NCBI's taxonomy places the organism in Eukaryota, Metazoa, Arthropoda, Insecta, Diptera, Drosophilidae. The transcript is spliced from 7 exons. Bases 691 to 1641 code for a protein of 316 amino acids. The record is from RefSeq and is a predicted model, not a curated record.